CCCUCUGUGGUAGGUUCCUAGGUUGUUUCCUGUUUUCUUCUUCUUCUGAUGUCCAUCCUCUUUGCCUUUCCGGAUGGGGAUUGGACAUUUUGUCUUAAUUUUUGAGGCAGAGUUUCACUCUCCCUGGCUGGUAUCAAACUCAAAGCUGGCCUCCAGCUUUUUGAAUGCUGGAGUUAAAGGCAUGUACCCCUGUGCAUGGCCUGUCUUUUAUUUCGAAGCUCUCUUCCGCUUGGCUUAAUUCAGACUGGAUCAACUGAGAACAUCUGUGACAUUUUUCGCGGUAAGAAACGGGGAAAUCUGGUCUUUAAAGGGGAAGCAUCCUUCCAGCCUCAACUUGCUGUGGUAUUGACGGUGAAGUAGCUGAGGUUCCGGCUAAGAAAGCACAUGCUACCACUGAUUUACACCCUCACUAAACGAAGAAUCUCCUCGCACAUAAUUAUGGGAGAAGUGGCCAUAUCACAAUCACUGGAAGCAUUCUGCUGCCGCCCGCGGGGACAGUGGGGCGCUGGUGGAUGCGCGUGCUCGGGGGUUAUUCCUGAGCGGCCAGGGUGGCCUUGGCAAGGAGACAGAGACACAAGGCUCACAGCGGCGGCCGUGGAUGCCUACAGAAACUUGCCUUCUGACGACACCCAUGGGGAUGUGGACGAACCUGAAGUCAACCGUGCCAUCCAAACCGCCAUAGACCUCACUGCGGGCGCUAUAGGGGGCGCAGCGUGUGUGCUGACCGGGCAGCCCUUCGACACCAUCAAAGUGAAGAUGCAGACAUUCCCCACCCUGUACAAAGGCCUCGUUGACUGCUUCCUAAAGACCUACAACCAAGUGGGUUUCUGGGGCUUAUACAGAGGAACCAGCCCUGCACUGCUAGCCUACGUCGCCCAGAGCUCUAUUCUAUUCAUGUGCUACGGCUUCUGCCAAGAUUUUGUUAGGGAAGUGGCCAGAGUGGACGACAGUGAGGAGCUGAAUGACUUCCAGAAUGCUGCUGCUGGGUCAAUGGCCUCUGCCUUUGCUGCGCUGGCUCUCUGUCCCACUGAGCUCGUGAAGUGCCGGCUGCAGACCAUGUAUGAAAUGAAGAUGUCAGGGAAGAUAAGACACAGCUAUAACACAAUUUGGUCCAUGGUUAAGAGUAUCUUCAUGAAGGAGGGUCCCUUAGGCUUCUAUCGUGGAUUCUUGACCACUCUAACUCAGGAAGUACCUGGCUAUUUCUUCUACUUUGGGGGCUAUGAACUCGGUCGAUCAUUUUUUGCAUCAGGAGGAUCAAAGGAUGAACUAGGCCCUGUCCCUUUGAUGUUAAGUGGAGGCUUUGCUGGGAUCUGUCUCUGGCUUAUCAUAUUCCCAGUGGACUCAAUUAAAUCCAGAAUCCAGGUUCUUUCUAUGUUUGGGAGGCCGGCAGGAUUAAUAGGAACCUUUAUAAGUGUUGUGAGAAGUGAAGGAAUAUUAGCCUUGUAUUCUGGAAUGAAAGCCACUAUAAUUCGAGCCAUUCCUUCCAAUGCUGCUCUGUUUUUGGCCUAUGAAUACAGCAGGAGGGUGAUGAUAGAAAUUGCGGAAGAAUACUGAAGUGUCUUGAUGAACCCUUGUCUGAGCACACAAGUGUGAGAACCACAGCUCCAGAUGUCAAAGAUUUCAAGACCAACGACGAGUUUGAUUGGGGAUUUUGGGUUUGUCUUCCCUUCCUCAAAUUUCAAACUUUGUGGAGAGAUCUUUAUUUAUAUUAUACGGUUUCUUCCCACAAUCCCACUGAAAUGGGAAAAUCACUGCCUUUGCUGGUGGUGGGAUCCACAGGGUGAACCCGAGACCCUAUGUACUUGAUCGCGGUUAUCAGGGCUUCUUCAUAAACCUACAUAUGCAUCUUGAACGGUUAGGUGUUGUGAGUGUGACAUAACUUGGUUCCCUGUUUAGUUGCAAGUAUCACCAACAUCUAGAGUUGAUCAUAUUUCAUAAAUAUAGGCAUUGUUUAAUCUGUUCUAGAUGUGGGUUACAGUUUAAAACUUGUUUAAUUGUGCACCACACUAGGCUGCUAAAGUUUUUAAAGUUUUUUAGGUGACCACCAAAACAUUCCUGUUGAUUUCUGAGAAAAGGAUGCACCUGUGUACUAGCAUGGCUUCCACACUUGAGUAACAUUUCAGAGUAGACAUCCUGGAUUUUCUACUCUAGCCUUAAAUAGUAUGGUUCAUUUUCCAAGUAUAGUUAUAUAUUCUACACUGCUAUGGCGCUGUUAGUUGGGGCCAUGAGAAUCAGGCGUUUGGGAAGCAGUGUGGUCUUUACCUGCACUCAUUUUCUCUCUUUCUUUCAGAGAAGCCAGGCUUUAUAUUGAGGAAGAAGCUAAAGGGACGGGGGUAUACUACUGUGCUUUGAGGAUCCAUGGAGGUGAAGAGAGUUCUAAUUAGCUCCCUGUCUCUAGGUCUCGGCCUGGACAGGAAUUCAGCAUUUUGUUGGUUCACUUAGGGGCUGUUGAUUCACUUUAGAUUACCCAUCAUUCUCUGUACCAUCUCCUGUUCUUCCAGUAAACAGAAAGUAAAGAA
Meriones unguiculatus (Mongolian gerbil) is the source of this 2519-nucleotide messenger RNA. Its product is annotated as mitochondrial ornithine transporter 2-like. Gene Ontology annotation, molecular function: L-ornithine transmembrane transporter activity. The transcript has a single exon. The coding region runs from base 385 to 1554 and encodes 389 amino acids. NCBI's taxonomy places the organism in Eukaryota, Metazoa, Chordata, Mammalia, Rodentia, Muridae. The record is from RefSeq and is a predicted model, not a curated record. Gene Ontology annotation, biological process: mitochondrial L-ornithine transmembrane transport.